CUGAAACCCUAAGUAAUCUUUGUUUUGGGAGAAAGGGAAAAAGAAAUGAGUAAAACUGAGCUGCUCACAACAUGACAGCUCGCAGACACCUCUCCUUCGUUUCAUUCAAUGGCAGCUGAGCACUGCCUGGGCCCGCUGAGUGUGUCCCUCAGCCUCAACACUGCCCUCCAAGCCCUGAAGUGCACGACAGUCUUCCUACAGAAGUCGGGCGAAGUCGGCAGGACCUGGCCCCUACCCCAGGGACACAUCUUGAUAUCUAUUGCGACAAGGAACCCGCACUGCUGGGGACAUACACAUCGUGGUCCCGUGGUCUAACCAGCCUCCCUUAAACACUGAAGAAGAAAAAGAAUCCCUAAAAGCGGUGGCCACUGUCGUAGGAUACAGUUGCUGAAUAAUGUGUAGCAUGGCCACCAUCACUCAUGAAGAGUUCAAAACAGCAUGUUUGGAGUUCCUGAAGUUAGCAGAGAAACUUAGAGACACUUGGAAACUCAGAAAUGACAUUCCAGACAAGGAUGCAGUCUGUAUCCAUAAAAUCCAGUAUGGUGAGGAGUCAAAGGGAAAAACUGACUGUGAUGUGAGAAGCCAGUAUGAGGAGGAGAAAGAAGAGCAAGAUGAUGAAGACAAAGAAGCAGAGCCUGAAGAUCCCUCAAUCAUGAUACAGACACACAUGGCAAAGUUCUUCAUCACAUUUGACUACCAUAUUGUAUACAGCCUGAGUCACUCUGUCCCGGUGCUGUACUUCAAUGCAUGGCACUCGUCAGGGCAGCUGCUCAGUCUAGAUGAGGUGUGGGAGAGAGUGGAUGCCACCCACAGAGAGCAGAUCAUCAGCAACAAGUGGGGCACCUUGACUCAGGUUGAACACCCUCUGCUUGGCCGGCCCUAUUUUCAACUGCACCCUUGCAACACUGCCAAGCUAAUGGGCCAGGUGAUCCCCCAGUCUGCCUCUUCGCACAGUCCAGCAACCCUCAGGACAUACCUUGUUAGUUGGCUCAGCAUGUUUGGCCCACCUGUUGGCCUUGAACUUCCACUAUGCUAUUUUGCUGAACAAGAUGACCCACUUAGAGAAGAAAAUAACUCUAAAUCAGGAAGGGAUUGUGUUACAUGACAUAAGUCUGGCUCAGGUAUUGUUAAAUGCUGAUGAAUCUAUCUUCUCCAGGGAUAGGAGAAGUGCAUAAGGAGGCCUGAAGUUCCUGAAACAUCCUAGUGAUGUUUUACAUAACUUCCUGUUGUAUACUUCAGGGGAACUUCUUUUUUUCUGGUGCUGUCAUUAUUUGGUGUCCAUGGCUUCCAUCAAUCAUGCAUCUAUGUUAACUGCUGUUGGCAAUGAAUAUACAAUUUGAUAUGUUAAUCUG
Molecule: messenger RNA, 1352 nt
Organism: Eriocheir sinensis (Chinese mitten crab)
Lineage: Eukaryota; Metazoa; Arthropoda; Malacostraca; Decapoda; Varunidae
Gene: Atg10
Product: ubiquitin-like-conjugating enzyme ATG10
Exons: 2
Coding region: 395-1105 (236 amino acids)
Biological process (GO): protein lipidation; protein modification by small protein conjugation; macroautophagy
Cellular component (GO): intracellular anatomical structure
Molecular function (GO): Atg12 transferase activity
Source: RefSeq, a predicted model, not a curated record